ACAAUGUGUCUUCUGAUGCUUUUACUCAAAACCAUUUUUCCCUUGCCUUAAACAAUCCUAUUUUCUCCGGAUCCCAACACCACAAAUUUACCUUAAAAAGAAAGGGGUUGAAAAAGCUUAGUUGAUUCUUUCAAGCUGGCGGUUUAAUAUUAUUGUUUAUAGAAAACAUAGAAAAUAUCUGUGGAACCGCUGUUAAGACUUCUAAUCCUUUUUGAAGUUUUUACCACGGACGUAAAUAGAAAGUUGUUUUUGGAGAAAAUUUUGAGAAGCUCAUAUUUAGAUAUAUUUAUUGUUACGGACCUUGCUUAAAAAGAAUUUUGAGGAUUUCACUUUUGGACCUCUGAAGAGGAAGAGACGUUCAUUGGGGUAAAGUCUGAAUAGUCUUUAAAAAGAUAUAAAGUUGGAAAGAGUCAUAGAAAAGCUUUGAAAUAAAAGUUGAGUUUGGAAAGUCCAUUCUUCAUACUCAAAACUUUACCCUUUCAGGAUUUCCAUCUUGAAGUAUUUGUGUUAAAACUGCCUUUUGCAUAUUCAGGGAACCGAAGACUCCAAAAAUUGUUCUAGUUUUCGUAUUCAUCAUACAUCUUCUAGCUGGUCAUAUCUAUAUCUAUAUGGAUUGCUGAUCAUUCAAUAACAUCUUUGGGAUAGAAAGGACGUUUGGUUUUUACACCUUAAAUUAACUGCGAAUAGCCAGUACCAGCAUCAACGCCUUUGAAGAACUUACAGUUAUAUAUUGUGAUCUACAUUUUGGAACAUUCGUCUUUCUUUUAGUUUAUUAGCACCAAGUGCAUUUUUGUUUUCAUUUCUUUCCUUGUUGUUUUCCUUCCUUCGUUUGUUUUUUUUUUUUCUCUUUUUGCUCUUUAUUUUUGGCUAUAGUUUUUACUCAAAAUAUUCCCCUUUUUUCACCCGUUGAUAUAGCUUUACAAGCCUUAAAGAUCGCUAUGUUUGCUAGUCAUGUCAAGAAAACAAUCUAUUCGGGUGUAAACGUUUACGAAUGCAAUAUCAAUGGCAAUUUUUUAAUGAAACGAUGUCAUGAUCAAUGGAUGAAUGCUACUCAAAUUUUAAAAAUCGCUGAACUAGACAAGCCCAGACGGACAAGAAUUUUAGAAAAAUUUGCUCAAAAAGGCUUACAUGAAAAGGUACAGGGAGGCUGUGGAAAAUAUCAAGGUACGUGGGUUCCUCUGGAUAGAGCUGUUGAGCUUGCCCAAGAGUACGAUGUAUAUACCGCGAUAAGUUCUCUAUUGGAAUAUAAUGAGCCACAAAUGAACCCGGUCCAUUUAUAUACGCCUCAAAGCAUGCAGAAACCGUCGAAUAAACUAACCUCCUCCUAUGCUUCUAACAAUGAAUUCUGCGUUUCUCAGCCUUCUUCGGAACCGUAUUCCUCACAAGAACUACCCUCGGCUCCUAGAAUGCAAGACUUGUCGAACACAUUAAGCCUUCAAGCAAAUGUUUCUCAAAACCCCAUACUCUCCUCGGUAGACCUAAACGAUGCUCUUGGUAUCAAGGAAGUAAUUCCUACCUCAAAGCAUUAUUCUCAAGCCUUACUGGAUUAUUUUUUACUUUCAAAUAAUACUCAACCUCCAGAUUUCGUGUAUGAUCGACCUGCCGAUUGGGAUGUAAAUGCUAGUAUUGAUGAAGAUGGUCAUACCGCAUUACAUUGGGCGGCUGCUAUGGGGAAUCUAGAGAUGAUGCAUGCUCUCUUACAGGCUGAAGCUAACGUUGUGUCUGUCAAUUAUUUACAACAAACAUCCUUAAUGCGGUGUGUUAUGUUUACGAUGAACUAUGAUCUUCAGACUUUUGAGCUUGUAUCAGAACUUCUUCAGUCUGCACUCUGUAUGACUGAUAAUUUUGGUCAAACUGUUUUUCACCAUGUAGCACUUUUAGCUUCCUCUAAAUCCAAAAUGGAAGCAGCCCGCUACUACAUGGAUAUAUUACUUCAAAAUUUAACAUCAACUCAAUCUGUUGAAGUUGCAACCCAAAUACUAAAUGUGCAGGAUGAUCGUGGAGAUACGGCUUUGCUUAUUUGCGCUAGAAAUGGUGCUAAAAGAUGUGCAAGAUUACUUAUGGCUUUUUAUGCUUGUGCAACGAUCCCAAAUAACCAAGGGCAGUAUCCUUCAGAUUUUUUAACGUCAGAAGAAAUGGAGUUUCCUUUGCAACAGGAUAACUCAAAGGGAUUCUUUGACAAUAUUACGGCAGAAGGAGCCUUACGGUCUUUAACAAAUAAAAAUCCGUCAUUUUUAAAAAAUUCACUGAUGAAGAAUGCCUUACCAAACGUUUUAUCAAGGAUCAAAGAAUUGACGAAAUACCAUGAAAGUUCUCUUUCUGAUAAGCAGACUACGUUUAGUUUAGCGACAGAGGUGUUAGAACAAACCGUUCGCGAAAGCGAAACAAAUCAAAGACUUUGGAAUGAGGCUACCAAUAAUGAGCCAAACCAUCUCAUUAAUCAAAGAAUGGAGCUGAAAAAUACCUUAAUACGUUUACUCGAGUUGGUGAAGGCUGCAACCCAUCAAAUUGAGACUUUCCAAGCCCUUCAAUUAAAUAAGUAUGUCUCCUAUUUCUCCCAAAUUUGGGGCGAGAAUGAUGAACUUGAUUUAGUCGGAAGUCAUACAAUCGCUGAAGUUCCAUCGGUGUCUCGUAUGGAAGUUGACAGUAAUCCCUCUGAAUACGAGAAACAAAGGAUUGAGCUUGAAAAUCAACUAGCUGCAUUACAAAAAAGAAGGAAAGAAAAGAUUAUGGAGAUCUUGGAUAUGAUUUCGUUGGAUACAUUGUAUUCUUCUAAAACCAGGUAGCUCUUGGGUGAUAAAUUAGUGAUGAUAUUUCUAAGUUUUGGAUUAUUUCAAGUAUAACCAUCAUUCUUUUCUUGAAAUAUUCUAUUAAUUAUUUAAGAUGAAUUCACAAUUCUCUUGAUAGAGUACAGUGUGCAUUAUACUAAUAUUCAUCGUUGUUUGAAUAGGUUCUUGUGUAGGUUAAUAUAUUAUUAUUUUUCAUUUCAA
Molecule: messenger RNA, 2990 nt
Organism: Schizosaccharomyces octosporus yFS286
Lineage: Eukaryota; Fungi; Ascomycota; Schizosaccharomycetes; Schizosaccharomycetales; Schizosaccharomycetaceae
Product: MBF transcription factor complex subunit Res1
Exons: 2
Coding region: 939-2786 (615 amino acids)
Cellular component (GO): SBF transcription complex; MBF transcription complex
Molecular function (GO): DNA binding; protein binding; transcription regulator activity
Source: RefSeq, a predicted model, not a curated record